ACCACAAGAAUCAUUAGUAAUAGAAAAAAAUCAAGAAAUUAACCAAAACAAAAAAUGGCAAAGAAUGUUGGACUCGUCAUCUCAACUAUAUGCUUUUUAGCCUUUGCAGGCGUCAUUCAUUGCAUCCCCCAGAAAUUCAAUGUGGAGGGCAAGGUCUAUUGUGAUACUUGUCGCGUCCAAUUUGAAACUAGAAUUAGUCAAGACCUUCCAGGGGCAAUCGUGCAAUUGAAUUGCAGAAAUAUAGACAACCGAACCCUAACAUACUCUGUACAAGGGAUGACUGAAGCUGGUGGAAGGUACUCCUUGACGGUUGAGGGAGACCAUGAGAAAGACAUUUGUGAUGUUACAGUGGUGAAGAGCCCAAGGGAGGAUUGCAAAGAGACAGUGGCGGGACUGGAAAAGGCUAGGGUCAUUUGCACUAGCAACGUUGGAAUUCAGGGCUCAACUCGCCAUGCUAAUCCACUCUUCUUCAUGAAAGACAAGGUUGAUGCAGAGUGUCCGAAGGUCAUGCAAGAAAUUGCUUACAUCCCCGAGGAAGGAAGUGACUUUCAUGUGUAAGUGUACCAUACUUGUUACAUUGUAUGAACAACAACUUUGCCUCUUUUUAAUGUUGCCAAGAUGAUUGGCAUAUCUUGUGCAAGUGUACCAUACUUCAUUUGAUUGAAUAAAUUAUGAUUUCAUGAAGACCUUUUGUU
Messenger RNA from Cuscuta europaea, 695 nucleotides. NCBI's taxonomy places the organism in Eukaryota, Viridiplantae, Streptophyta, Magnoliopsida, Solanales, Convolvulaceae. The record is from the annotation of a GenBank genome assembly.